Molecule: messenger RNA, 1767 nt
Organism: Capronia coronata CBS 617.96
Lineage: Eukaryota; Fungi; Ascomycota; Eurotiomycetes; Chaetothyriales; Herpotrichiellaceae
Exons: 1
Coding region: 1-1767 (588 amino acids)
Source: RefSeq, a predicted model, not a curated record
AUGGCGGCGCCGUCGUCGUCGUCGUCGUCGUCGUUUGACUCUUGGGGGACGACGCUCCCCCCAAUCCCGAUCAUCGGGACAAUCACGCAGGGCGGGCCAGAGAUGAGCGAGAGUUUCACCUUUCAAGGUGAUCCGUCGUGGACGGAGAGUAGCUCUGCUACUACAACCGCCGCCGCCUCCUCCUCUGCCGCGACAGUGUCGCAAACGUUUUCGACCUCCUUUACUCCAUUUUCGACGUUGGUGCCGUCUUCCUCCUCUUCUUCCACCCUCCCAUCUCCCACCACGCCGCCUCCUCCCCCUACCCCAUCCUCCUCCUCUGCUGCGCGACAUGGCCACGGCCAAAGUCACCAAGCAGUCCUGAUCGCAGCGCCAAUCGUGGCCGGAUCGACGGUCCUUGUCGUGGUCUUUGUCCUGCUCUGGCGCCGCGUUCAUGCGGCAUCAUUCUACAACUUCCUCGACCGCGUCUCCCGUUUCUUCUCCUGCUGUUCUCUCCCCGGCCUGCGCCUUCGAGGUGCAAACCGCAAGAAACCCACCAGCAACGACGACCUGGUGAUGCUACGAAGCGUGCGCAGUUUCCGAACCGACCGAGACAAAGACAGCAAGAAGACGUCGACCUCGGUCACCGAUCCCUUCGCAGAUCCAUUCAUGGACGCCUACAACGGCACCGGCGAGCUGGACACGUUCGAGCGCCAUCUUCGACAAUACCAGGAAGAAGCGGCGCGCGCUCGGGAGAAAUACAGCUUCGACGCCCCGCCGUCUACACCGGCUUCUGGAAAGCGAAACAAGAACAAAAACAGCAAUGGACGCAAAUACAGUCUGACCACUCCCACCCGAUCUCUCGGCAACGGCAAUGCAAAUUCUAGUCCGCGACCAUGGUAUAAGCCCAAGACACCUACCACUCCUCUGGGCAAGAAAUUGAGAGAGAAACUUAGUGGAGGAGGAGAUGAUCCGAAAACACCCACUCGCCGGACAGCUACACCGCGUGAGGGAAUGACUUAUUUCAGCAGUGGCAAACGUGUCAAUACUCCUUCUGGAAGUGGUCCUGGAACUGGAAACAAUGCUGCCAAUCAGCGUCGCGUACAGGGACUGUACAGCACGAGAUACGAUGAUGAUACCGCCAGUCUGGAAAGUUGGGAAGAGACAUGGUUCAAUCUGGGCAGUGAACAGCAUGCGGCGGCAAAUAACAAUGCGAACACCAACACCAACGGAAAUACCGAUGGCAAUGGCAACGACAGUGCGAACUUGACUUCGAAUGAUACAGGAACAGCGUCAACUUCGAGACGGAAUAUUCGUGCAUCGACCGCCUCGGGCUCUUCGUCCGGAUCUCCUCCUACAUUCGGCCUCAUUGCUCAGUUUGAAGCGAGAUUCGGCAAUCAACGCGAAUACGAACGAGACCGUCUACGCGAAUGGAGACUUCAGAGAGAACGUGACCAGCAGCAAGCGAAUGGCUCUGGCGCCGGUGGUACAACCGAUGACAAUGGCAACAGCAAUGACAACGGCAAAGAUGGCGACACCAGCAACAGCAACAGCAAUGGUACUACUGCUACCGAACCGGUCACUGCUACGGCUCCUGAUACUGCUACGACUCCUGCUACUGAUACAGCUACUGCUAUUGCUACUGUUACUUCUACUGCUAUGGCUCCUGUCACGGCUACUGAUACAGCUACUGCCAACGUCACCGGUAAUACUCCAACCGCAAUCGCAACUGCAGCUGACGGAGCAGGACCACUCACCGGACCAGGCCAAUCAUGGCGCAAAUUGGUCUGA